Molecule: messenger RNA, 1053 nt
Organism: Closterium sp. Naga37s-1
Lineage: Eukaryota; Viridiplantae; Streptophyta; Zygnematophyceae; Desmidiales; Closteriaceae
Source: the annotation of a GenBank genome assembly
AUGUGCGGCUCGUGGUGCUCCAGUGCGAUCCCCGCCUGUGCCUGCCUUGGAAACUGCCGCGAUGAUGCCGCCGCUGCCGCCUGCACCGACACCUGUUCAGCCCGUCGCUCAGGCACCGUCUCUCCCAAAUCCCGCCCUGCUGGUUGUUCCGCCACGUGUGAUGCGGUGGUUGUUCCUCCUGCUCCCGCUCACGUGGAGUCCCUUCCUGAAGCCCCUGCUAAUGUUGCUGUUCUGGUUCCUCUCGUCGAACUUGGCGCGUCGCCAGUCACCGCUGCCCCUGUUGCGCCGGCUGCAGCCGAGGGCUCUGCCGCGCCGGUGGUGUCGCAACCGGCGGUGUCCGCCACCACUGCCGGCCAGUCCCUCGUGGUGGGACCUGUUGAAGCUCCCGUCCCUCCAGCUGCGGCGACAUCUGUGCCGCUCCCAAACGUCCAGGCGGUGCCUGAUCCUGCGCCGCUCACUGCUGUUCCCCCUGCUCAGCCCGUUCCUCCUCCUCAUGCUCCCUCUGCAUCUGCUGCUGCUCUUGGGAACCGUAUGCGCCUGCCGUGGGUUCCUCCUGUGGCGGGUAUGGAGUUCGUGACCGCGGCAGGGGGACCCGUGACGGGUCAGUAUCCAUCUCUGCUGCCCGUCGAUCCUGCUCUGCCGGCUGCUGCGCUACCUCAUCAGUCGCUGGCGGGCCCCUCUCCUUCCGCUGUGGUGCCGGAGGCGUCUCUGGGGCAGCUGUGGCGCCUCUCUGAGGGUCUGCGGGCUGUUCACCUGAUUCAGGUGUAUGGUCACGCGGCUCUCGCCCAGGGUGUUCCUCUGGACAGUGGCCAUCGGGACAAGUGCCUAGAUGCCGCUGAUCGGCUGGGCGAGCUCCUGGCGCCCGUGUUGGCUGCGCCCGCGCGGGGUGGAGUUGCGGGCGUUGGACAGCUUGGGACGGCAGUCCGUGGGCUGCGCCAGUUUUUGCGCGCAGGGACUGCAGUCGACUUGAUCGGCGCAACCACAGUGGUGGUGCGCGAGCUUCAUCGCUCUCUGACGGGUCUUCUCGCCGUCCUUGACGCGGAUCAGAUGUAG